Molecule: messenger RNA, 3186 nt
Organism: Microplitis demolitor
Lineage: Eukaryota; Metazoa; Arthropoda; Insecta; Hymenoptera; Braconidae
Gene: Tbh
Product: tyramine beta-hydroxylase
Exons: 11
Coding region: 879-2645 (588 amino acids)
Biological process (GO): norepinephrine biosynthetic process; dopamine catabolic process; octopamine biosynthetic process
Cellular component (GO): secretory granule membrane
Molecular function (GO): copper ion binding; dopamine beta-monooxygenase activity
Source: RefSeq, a predicted model, not a curated record
AUGUACAUACGAGUGGGUAUUAGGAGGGGAUGUCAAACUUUUUAAGGAGAGGGAACGCGAGUUUUAAACGGCAGCUCAGGGAUUCAGAUGCAAUUAACUCUCAAGUCAUAAUUAGUUUUUUAUCUCUUUAAAUAAUGAAGGCAUUUUUUUUUUAUGUUAUGUAUAUAUUUAAUAUAUGCUAAUAAUUUUACAGACAGUAUUUUAAAAAUGUUAUGCAGAAAAAUAAAAUUUAUUUUUUACUCAAGUAGAAAUCCCCCGAGUGGGAAAUAUUUUUCGCGAAAAUUAAUAAAGAUAAACUUUUUUAACUACAGAGAAAAAUGACUAAUUACGUAAGCGUUUUUAUUUUUUAAAUAAAUAUCUGCAGUGAUAGAUAAAUAAUUUUUUUGUCUGCACUUUUGUAAAGAAAAUAUUUAAAUUUGAAUUUAAAUAAACUCUGUUUAAAAUUUAUAAAAAAAUGGCGGCAAUUUAUAAAUAAUUAUUUGAAUAACUAAAAUAUAAAAGUUAAGAGCUUAAGGUCAAAUUCUAAAACUAAAGAUUAAAUAAUUUUAUAUAUAAAACAUCCAGUUGUCUUAGAAUUAAUAAAACUCUUAUCUCGUUAUCAAAAUAAUUGAAGACAAUGAUAAGAGUUAUGUCGAAAAAAUUUACCGCAGAGAAAGUUCGAGUUAAUAAAUUAAAUAAUAAAAGAAAAAAGAGAAAAAAAAACUAAAUAAAGCGAUCAAAGUACUAGGAGUCAAUUGGAAUUAAUCGAGGCUGAUUCACAGUUGGACAACAAAUUUAUUGAGUUGCUCGAAAUUACUCUACACUUACAAACAUCCCCUUGAUUAUCUGGUGCGAGAUCGACAUUCUUCACGUCCCCUCUUCUUUAUACUAAAUACCAAAUGGAGUUGAGGAAUUCAAUAUUAUACGCCGUCAUCUCGUGGUUCGCAUACUUUUGUGUGCUCUACUUUCAGUCUAUUGUCGAAUGCUCACAUUUUAUUAUUCUAGUCGAGCCAACAAAGGAGGUCAUACAAUUUGAAAUUCAUUUUACUGCUGAAGACCGCGCGUGGUUCGCUAUAGGAUUUUCAGACCGUGGAGAAAUAACGCCUGCUGAUUAUUGCAUUUUAUGGAGUGAUUGGCAUCUUAAAGUUCACUUUCAAGAUGCAUGGUCAGACGAAAAAGGAACAAUUGAAGUUGAUGACCACCAAGACUGCAAAGAUUUUGUUUGGAAGCGAUCAAAUGUCGGGAACAUGACGAAAUUUUCAUUUACUCGUAAAUUUGACACAUGCGACGAUAGCGAUUAUAUUAUCGAGAGAGGAACCACCCACAUUGUUUGGUCUAAAGGUACCGGACCGCUUUCAUCUCUCAACGGAUUGAAUGUCGUCAACAACGCAAUCUCCUCGGGAAUGUCACGGACUGAAUUACUUCGUAUGGUGGCUUAUCAGCGGCCCAAAUUCCCCCCAGACACUUGGAAGUACCAGUUGCUAGCCGACCAUGUGAAUAUUCCUGAUGUAGAAACCACUUAUUGGUGUCGGGUUGAGAAACUUCCCAAAGCUCUCAGGCAAAAGCAUCAUGUCCUGCAAUUCGGACCAGUGAUACAAAGUGGCAAUGAACACUUGGUCCAUCAUAUGGAAGUAUUUCAUUGCGCUGGAGCACCAAAUUCUAUUAUCCCUUUUUACAAUGGCCCUUGUGACGCUAAAGAUCGUCCUCAGGCAACUCAGGUCUGCAAAAAAGUAUUGGCGGCAUGGGCAAUGGGCGCGGAUGCGUUCAUUUAUCCAAAGGAAGCUGGUCUGUCAGUUGGCGGGGAACUUUUCAAUCAGUAUAUAAUGCUGGAGGUUCAUUACAAUAACCCGGAACGCAUCAAGGGGACAGUUGACUCCUCAGGAAUUGAAUUUUAUCUCACUAAGACACUGAGGAAAUAUGACGCGGGUGUUAUUGAACUUGGGCUUGAGUAUACCGAUAAAAUGGCCAUUCCCCCUCAUCAAGAAUUAUUUGAAUUAUCUGGACACUGUGUAACAGAAUGUACUGGCAUUGGACUACCACAAAACGGUAUCUUUGUAUUUGGAUCACAACUACAUACUCAUUUAACUGGGACAGCAGUACGUACACGUCAUAUACGUGACGGUAAUGAAUUAUCACCGCUUAAUUAUGACAAUCAUUACUCAACACAUUUUCAAGAGAUAAGAUUACUUCCUGAACCAGUACACAUCUUACCGGGCGACUCGCUGAUUACCACCUGCACUUACAAUACCAUGGAAAGAAGCAACGUGACCCUCGGUGGAUUCGCUAUUUCUGAUGAAAUGUGCGUUAAUUACAUCCAUUACUAUCCUAACGCGAGAUUAGAAGUUUGCAAAAGUGCAAUCAGUGACGACGCGCUGCGCACUUACUUCAGAUAUAUGAGAGAAUGGGAAAAUCAGAAGACAGAUUUUGAUGCUGCUGUGUCUAGUAGCUACCAAAAUAUUGAAUGGACAAAAGUACGCAUUGCAGCUCUGCAUGAUCUAUAUCAAGCCGCACCUCUAGGAAUGCAAUGUAAUGGCUCAGAUGGAUCACGUUUACCUGGACUUUGGAACAAUGUUGCUGCUACUCAAGUUAAAUUACCUCUUGCUCCGCCUGCUAGAGAUUGUCAGUCUUUGGUUAAUAAUUACAUUGAUCUUGAUGGUUUUAUGUAAUUUUUAAUUAUUCAGUCAUUAUUUUUAAAAUUGAGGCAGAGAUUUUUAAAAGGACCCAUAGCUUUUAAAAAAUCAAAAGUUAGUUUUUUAAUUAGACCUUAAAAUCGUCUGUCCAUCUUACAGCAAUAGAUAAAUUAAAUUAUUAGUUUCAAUGAAAAAUUUCACUAGAGGAAUUCGGAAUCAUUCAAAGUUAAUACUUUUUUUAAAUUUUAGGUCGUCUUCCAUCUUACGGCGGUAAAUAAUUUGAAUUUAAAAAUAAUUAUUUUCAUUACUUUGAAGACAUUCAAAUCAUGUGUUUUAGACCCUUAAGAUUUCGCCCAUCUUACGGCAAUAAAUUAAUUCUCUGAUUAUCUUUCAGUAAAUUAUUAAUUAUUUAGAUUAAUUUGAUGGCAUUCAAAAUUAGUACUUCAGUUAGACCUCCAAGAUGCCAUCCAUCUUACGGCAAUAACAAAAAAUAUUAUUUAUCAAAAGCUAGUGGUCCUCGUAAAAAUUUGAAAUAUUAAAACUCAUUACUUAAGAAUAAAAAAAAUCUAAUUAAUAA